UGAUGAUGGAGGAUGUGGAAUCCUCACUGCUGGAAGAUUUCUGCUUACACAUCAACACGAAGAUUUCGAAUAUUAAAAAAUAUUUGCAAUUAAGAAAAAUAGGUGAAGAAAAAUGCCUCAGAGUUCUCCUGCAGAAAAUAGGAAAAGAUGUGAUCCUCUUGAAUGAUCUCCUGAAUAAAAUGGAAGCUGAAGUUAAUCAGCAAGAAAAAACGAAGCAUAUGCUACAAGAGCUCCAGCAGGCUGCCGAGAGAAACCUAAAAGAAGCGCAGCACCUCCUGGAACACAUUCCUCCCCACCUGCCCAAGCGAACUCGGAGCAGCGUCCCUGUGCCAGCUGCGAAACACGGAGAGCAAACGAAAGCGGCAGAACCCGAACCUGCCAAGCAACCUGAAAAACCAAAACAAGUCAUUAAGAAAAUGGCAUUGAUAACGGCAGAAGAAUUUGCAGAUGUUCCUGUGUAUCUGAAAGGCCGUUUGGGACGCGAUCAGAUCAAUGCAGUCGUUGAAGAGAUCAACAAGGCCGUCGUGGGCAAGUACAAGAUCAUGCAUCGGCCUCUAAAAUCUCUGGGUUUUGCUGCCAGAAACCUCUACAGCAGGUUCAUAGAAGAAGAAACUAAGGAUACAAAAGGUGAAUUCUUUAUCGUGGAGGCUGAUAUCAAGGAGUUCACCCAGCUGAAGACGGACAAGCGCUUCCACAACAUCCUGAGCAUCCUGAGGCACUGCCAGAGGGUGAGAGAAGCCCGCAGCGCCAAACUGGUCCGCUACAUCAUCUGUUAA
Empidonax traillii (willow flycatcher) is the source of this 776-nucleotide messenger RNA. It is a transcript of the gene SKA1, whose product is annotated as spindle and kinetochore associated complex subunit 1. The coding region runs from base 3 to 776 and encodes 257 amino acids. Gene Ontology annotation, molecular function: microtubule binding. Gene Ontology annotation, cellular component: spindle microtubule; mitotic spindle; outer kinetochore. The transcript is spliced from 6 exons. Gene Ontology annotation, biological process: mitotic cell cycle; cell division; chromosome segregation. Lineage: Eukaryota; Metazoa; Chordata; Aves; Passeriformes; Tyrannidae. The record is from RefSeq and is a predicted model, not a curated record.